AGCGCAGCUCUUGGCGCGAGCGGCGCGCUUCUCCGCUGUUUUGUCAUUGUCAAUCCGCUUUUUCUCGUCAACAUCUACUUCUUUUCAGAUUCAGUCCGCACUUGCAAAGGAUAAAGCUCUGCUGAAGGGAGAAUUUAUUUCUAUGAGCCAGACGCGUGGUGCAGCUGCAGCUAUCAUCAAUGCGCGUAAGUUAAGGCUACUCUCUCAGUCACUAUCUGGAGCGAGCUAUGACCGUGAGUGAUGGCUCCCUUGAUGAUUUAUAGGAGGAAUAAUGUUAUAAUUAAUAUGGAAAGUAGAAAACAACUCACUCAAUCUCAACAUCCACUUCGGAUAGUGACCCCUGACUGCCUCCAAGUAAUACUUCAAGUGCUCUUUCAGUCGUGGCCACAGGUAUCUCGAAUCACAUGCACAACUGGAUCUGUGGCACAGAUGUUUCUGGCGAGUGUGUCUCCGUGGCAGUUUGCGCCGCUGGAUCAGAUGGGUAAGAAGUUACAUUCAGAAUUUAGAAACUGGAAUUUAGUUGCAAUUAGCAUUUGGUAUCGGUAAUGGAGGUCCUUGUCCUCACGACCUGUAUCUAAGGUUUCCAAUCAAAUGGCUCCAUCCACUCUUCGAGGACUACACUAACACUUCCAACAAGAUGGCUUCAUACUUACUUGACUUACUAUCUCUGUACUUUAAGUAACAUAUUAAUCGAUCCACCUCCUGAUCCCGUUGAAUCUUCAGGUGCGGCGUCGACAGGCAGGGCCUCAUCAAUUCGCGUCCGGUUGUUUGCAAGGGAAAAGGCGAUUGCGAAACCGCUAAACAUAUGCUAGAACGGACGCAGGAUGGACCGGAUGGGCCUACCUAAGUCUUCGGUCCCUACUGGAAAUGCUUAGCGGACCCGGGAAGUCCAUCCGAUCCAUCCGAUCCUGAGUUGGUCACCACGAUAAAUUGUUCUAAUCUGCCAAUAGACGACUUUUCUCGCCAUAACAUGAAAGCAACGGACCCUCUCUACCUCUAGUUUUUAGAGAACUUACUCAACAAUCGCAGACCAUUGCUACUCAAUCUCAGAAUCGGUCUCAUAGUCGUUACAUUGGAUUCUAUCGACGUAUGCGUGAGCAAAAUAACGUUCAGACCUUAAUAAUGAUGAACAUUUGAAAAUGUCUCACAUUCUCUUCUAUCACAUUGUACCAAUCGAGCUCAUGGCUCCAGGAUGAACAUGAAGUGGUAAGAUGUCUUCCAGAAAUUACUGGGAACAACUGACAGCGACAACUUCUACAUCAAGUGAAGUCGUUCGCUAAAAGGUU
Messenger RNA from Amoebophrya sp. A25, 1286 nucleotides. Lineage: Eukaryota; Dinophyceae; Syndiniales; Amoebophryaceae. The record is from the annotation of a GenBank genome assembly.